GCACGCGUUCCCCCGCCUGGCUUUCAGUCUGGGCGCACUCAACGUCUAAGUAGGAGUGUCUGAGGUUUCCGGAGCCCGCACUAGCGGCAGGUAGGAAACUAUGUGAAAGAAUUCUCUGAUGUCAUAAUUUCUGGGUGUCACUGGCUCAUUCGACCAGCCUUCCUUUGGCACAUUCCAUCUUCCUAUGGAAGGAGAUUAGAAGCAUUUGAUUUAUUUAGCCUCUACAGGAAUCAAACUUCACUUAUUUUGGUUUUCACUGAAUUAUGCCUUUUCGGUUUGGUACUCAGCCAAGGAGGUUUCCAGUGGAAGGAGGAGAUUCUUCAAUUGGUCCUGAACCUGGCCUGAGCUCUAGUACUGCAUGGUAUAGGAAAGAGACCCCACCAACCAGGCAACUUCGAAGAUGCCCUGGAAGUCACUGUCUAACAAUCACUGAUGUUCCUGUCAAUCUUUAUGCGACAAUGAGAAAACCACCUGCUCAGAGUAGCAAGGAAAUGCAUCCUAAAUAGCCGCUCCUCUGGUGAAGAUCAUCAUAAGGCUUUUGUAGAGGUUUGACUAGGUCAAGGUAAUGGGCCAGUGUCAUUUUAUGAUCUGGUAAACAAAUAAAAGUUGUGACACCAUUGGAUGUUCA
Messenger RNA from Phascolarctos cinereus (koala), 628 nucleotides. NCBI's taxonomy places the organism in Eukaryota, Metazoa, Chordata, Mammalia, Diprotodontia, Phascolarctidae. The record is from RefSeq and is a predicted model, not a curated record.